This is a messenger RNA of Cornus florida, 5451 nucleotides long. Its product is annotated as structural maintenance of chromosomes flexible hinge domain-containing protein GMI1. The transcript has 37 exons. The record is from RefSeq and is a predicted model, not a curated record. NCBI's taxonomy places the organism in Eukaryota, Viridiplantae, Streptophyta, Magnoliopsida, Cornales, Cornaceae.
AUGGCAGAAACAACCCACAAACGGUCUCUAAACAACAAGAGACCCAAUGAAUCGGAGAACAUCGACAGGCCAAGAAAACGAGUAACAGAGAUCGUGUUAUACGACGACGCUGUCGAAAAGAUUUACGAUGUCCAAGUGUUGUUACCCAACCGUACGAGUUUGGGGCUAAAGUUUCGUGAACAUGACAAUGGGAUGCCUAUUGAAAAGUUCACUGAUAUAGUGAGAGUCGAGUACUUCAGGGCCAUGAAACAGACACAGUCUCAGAAGAGAAAGAUUAAUUGGAAAAGCAAAGAUCUACAUUUUGUGGAUAAAUAUGAGAAUGUGAUUAAGAAAAGAGUUGAUUUUGAGAAAUUCAAGUCGAAUAACAGCUACAUAAGGCUUCAUGAUGGGUUGGGCGAAGCUGAACUUUAUGAGAACAUGUGGGAUUUGACCCCGGAUACAGAGUUGCUAAUGGAGCUUCCUGAAGAGUACACCUUUGAGACAGCCCUCGCCGACUUAAUUGAUAAUUCCUUGCAAGCAAUAUGGUCUAAUGGUGUUAAUGAGAGGAGAUUAAUUAGUGUGGAAAUGUUAGAGGACAGGAUUUCAAUUUUUGAUACUGGCCCUGGGAUGGAUAAUACCGACGAAAACUCUAUAGUGAAGUGGGGAAAAAUGGGAGCCUCUCUUCAUAGGUCAUCUAGAGGACAAGCAAUAGGGGGCAAUCCUCCCUACUUACUGCCAGCCUUUGGAAUGUUUGGAUAUGGGGGACCUAUAGCAUCUAUGCAUUUAGGCGGGCAUGCUUUGGUUUCUUCAAAGUCAAAAGAAUCGGAGAAGGUCUAUAUCUUGCGCCUUGAGAGAGAGACACUACUAAGCAAUUCUGGAUCGGAAAAGACAUGGAAGACCGAUGGUGGAGUAAGAAAUCCUUUUGAUGAUGAAAUUCAGAAAUCACCACAGGGUACCUUCACAAUGGUUGAGAUUUUUGAGCCUAAAAUGAAAAGCUUGGACAUAUUGCAACUCCAGAGCAAAUUGAAGGACAUCUAUUUUCCUUACAUUCAGUGUGAUGAAGUUUCCAGUACCGGCAAAACUAUUAGGCCGAUUGAGUUUCAGGUCAAUGGUAUUGAUUUAGCAGAACUAAAUGGUGGGGAAGUUGCUAUCACUAACUUGCAUUCAUGUAACGGUCCAGAGUUUGUUCUACAACUUCAUUUUAACUUCAACAAGGACAUUGUGGCAUCAAAUAUUUCUAAUACCUAAAUAUCUUCAGGUUUGAGAGCACCUUUAGAAGCAAAUGCAAAGCUAAAAUGUGUUUAUUUUCCAAUUGUUGAGGGUAAAGAGAGUAUUGAUAGAAUUUUAGAGAAGUUAAAGGCAGAAGGAUGUGAAAUUAAUGAAACCUUUGAUUCUUUUAGUCGUGUAUCUAUUCGUCGGCUGGGCCGUCUACUGCCUGAUGCUCGCUGGGCAUGGCUACCUUUUAUGGAGCCUAGGCAAAAAAAGGGAGAUAGGGUCCAGAUUUUGAAAAGAUGCUGUUUGAGAGUUAAAUGCUUCAUUGAGACUGAUGGUGGUUUCAAGCCGACUCCCUCAAAGACUGAUUUAGCACAUCACCAUCCUUUUACCACUGCUUUGAAGAACUUAGGCAGCAAGCCUUUUGAGAAUGAGGGAGAGGUAAACCUUCAAAUUUAUAGAGAUAGGAAGCCAUUGACUCUUCCGCAACUCGAGAGGCAAUAUCAGGAGUGGAUUUGUCAGAUGCAUGAUCGUUAUGAUGAGGAAAUCGAGUGUGGUGAAGAUCAACCUCUUCAUAUUAUCAGCCCUCCAAACAAGAAGGGACUAGGGAUUUCUACUGAUGUUGUGAGGGUUCAUAAAGUUAUUCGGAGGAAAGGAACAUCCUGGAAAUCAGGACAGAAAGUCAAAGUUCUCAAAGGAGCAUGUGCUGGAUGCCACAAGAACAAUAUCUAUGCUACAUUAGAAUGUUUUUUGAUUGAAGGAUUCCAAGGGGAUGCUGGUGGGGAAGCUCGGCUUAUUUGCAGGCCACUAGGCCUCUCAGAAAAAAAUGGCUGCAUCAUUGCUGUAAAUGAAGGGAAUCCAUCGAUCGACAUCCGCGGUUCUCUCUCUCUACCUAUUAGUGUGAUUGAUUCUGGAAAGUGUUUGGCUGUUGAAAAUACCGAAUGGAUUUACCAAAUUGAGAAGCAACGGCAGAAAACUCCAUCUACUAUCGACAUAUUAAGUGCAAAAUACUGUCAAGGGUUGGAUAUUGAAGGGGCAUUACCUAAUGAUAAUACAGUUUAUGCUGGACAUGUUCCUCCCAAGGAAAUUGUUGCAAUUAUUCGGCCUGCCUCUUUUGAUAGCAGAAGUGUGUCUAUGAAGUUGGAUCAAAAGUAUAUUGUGAAACAAAACAUUGAGAUGGCUAUAGAAAUAAAAUUUAGAGCUAAAGAGAAGGAUAUUGAAGCUCAACAUAUUUAUUCGGGACGCGUUGCACCUUCAUCCCAUAAAGGUUUUCAUGGGUUAUAUAUAUUUCCGCUGGGAUGCAAGUUCCCUAAGAUAUUUCAAAAGGCUGGUAUCUAUACAUUUUCGUUCUCUCUUAAAGAGAUGAGUAUUAAAACUUCUGAAAAGAGAGUACAGGUUAAGGCAUUGCCUGAAGUUGAGAGGUGGGGACUUCUGAAUGAUGAGCAGAUUCCAGAGUACAGUGUAAGUGUUGGUUCGUGUUUUCCGCCCAUAUCCAUUGCAUGUUUUGAUAAAUACGACAACCACAUUUCUUUCACAUCUGUUCCGGAACUGAUAGUCAAGAUUGAUUCGGAUAGGGGGGUUCUUGCCCAUGUCCACAAAAUGAAGGUGGAUAUUUGUAGAUCAACGUUGAUAUUGAAGCACGUAAUAAUUGAAAGCAAUGAAUUGGACAAGAUUCGGCCUCGUUAUCGAGCUACUUUAGUGAUUUGUCCAGGAGAUGAGUUGUUCUCUGUUUCCAUUCCAUGCGAAGUUUCUCCUGGAUCUUUACAGCGUGUCACAGUCAACUGCCCAAAUUUAGAGAAGCAGUUAUUACCAGGGUGUGUUCUUCAGGAAUUCAUAUUAGAGAUGUUUGAUGUUUAUGGUAACCAUGUCAAAGGAGGCGCUGAAGUUCAAUUAAAUCUGGAUGGGUUCCAAUUGCAAGAUCUAAUAGGUUUUGCUCGUAAGGUAGACGAUCUUGGGCGCAUUGACCUAAGUGGCCUCUUGAAGGUUUCUGCGGGUUUUGGAAGAACAGUGGCCAUUUCCAUUUUAUCAAGUGGUGAAUUGGGGUUCAGGAAAGAAUUUCAAACCGAGAAAAGGGAGCUAAUAGCUUCUUCUAGGGUACCUGAAUCUUGUGCUGUUGGUUCUCAACUGGAAAACAUAGUCUUUGAAGUUAUAAACUCUGAGGGGGAUGUGGAUGAAACAUUCCAUGAUGAAGAAAAAUAUGGCCAAUCACAUACGCUCACAAUAAAGUCAGAUUCACCAUAUACAGAUGACUAUGUGCGUUACGGUUUCCGGCGGGGGCGCUGUGUUGUUCGUGCUAUUCCCCUACCUCAAGAGGAAGGAAUCUUCUGCUUUGAAGUUUCUCACUCUCGUCACCCGGAGCUCCAUCUGACUAUCGAGGUGCACGUUGAUCAAGCUAAAGAAGUGGAGCUAGAAAGUAUCCAACCUCAUUUUUCAGAUGGAAAGAUCUUGCUCCUCCCGGACCCAUCAACUCUUGCGGUUCCAAAAGUGGAGAGUGAUGACGUGCCCCUUCAAUGCUCAGAUGGAAAUAUGUUGCUCCCUCACAACUCAUUUAUUUCUGAGGAUGUAGGAAACUUGAUGGGAUCCAUAAUGAAGGAUCAAAAGGAGCUUGAGGACAAUGUUUUCGAAUACGGCUUAUAUGUCGGACAUCAUGAAGAGUCACUAAAGAUGCUCAAUGAUCAACUGGAGGCAAUCAAGAAAGACAUUUCUAUGUUGCAAGAUUCUAUGGAUCAUGAUUUAGAUAACCAUUUGGACUACUUUCUGGAGAAAGAGGUAAUGAUGAAACAGAUUGAAAGCAAAACAGACUCCGCUGCUGCUGUUGUCUGCAGUCUCUUCAGAAGAAGUCCAUCCCAAGAGCAACAUAAUCAGUUAACGGAGUGUAUACUUGGUGUGGUUGCACUUCUUGGAACUGUUAAAACCAAUGAGCUUAGUAGGAUAUUGGCAGACUAUCUGGGGAAGGAUCAAAUGCUUGCCAUUGUGUGCAAAUCCUAUGCAGUUGCUAGAGAUCUCGAAAAGUAUGAAGAAAAUGGAAUUGUGAACCGUGCGCAUGCUCUCUAUGCAGCAGCAGCUGAAGUCGGAAAAUCUAUAGAUGGCCGAUAUCUUGUUAUUUGUCUUGAGGAUAUAAGGCCUUAUACAGGGGAAUUGGGCACUGAUUCCCAGAAGAAGCUUGCUAUUCCAGAUCCUACCUUACCAACUGGAAAGACUCCACCAGGUUAUUUGGGAUAUGCAGUUAAUAUGAUAAACUUAGAGGUCCAUCAUUUAGACACAAAAGCAGCGGCAGGCCAUGGCCUUCGGCAGACCUUAUUCUACCGUCUUUUUGGUGAGCUUCAGGUUUAUGAAACUAGAGGAGACAUGAAAAGGGCAAUUGCCUAUAUAAAACAUGCUGCAGUUUCUCUGGAUGGGGGGAUUAUGAGAGGAGAUGGGGUUAUUUCUCUUGGAUAUGGGGAACCAGAUAUUCGUUUUCCAGUUAUUGCAUCUGAAAGUCUAGUGUAUUCUAACCCACAGAGCGUGGAAAUCCUGAAGCAGAUUGAAGAGAAGGAAGAGGACAUGAGAAAGACGGUCACUGAAAUAGAGAAAGCGACAAGAAACCAUAGGAAAGUCAUGAAAAGGUUCAACAAGAAACGAGAUAGAUACAAGAAGUUCUUAGAUGAGAAGGGUCCUUUUCUGGGUAGCUGGGGAUUGUCGGUUUAGCAUUAUCCGCAUUAUGACCCUCCUUGCCGAAACAACUUCUUGACCUGGUUGUGGAGAAAAUCUCUGGAAAGUCAAUUUUGCAUAUGGUUAUGGCAUAUUCUUUUGCAUAUUUAAAUAAUUUACAGUGGGAAGUGUUUAUAGACACACUCGUUGGCUAGAAAAGGAAAAGAGUACUAUAUAGACAAAAAUGGCUGCUUACAUGAUCACUUGCAGGAACCUCUGACAUGUGCAUAAUGAGAAGUCCUACAUAGUGACACACAGACAUAUCACAGCUACCCAUACCCAUUGUCUUUUUGUAAAUUGUUUAUUGAAUGCUGAAAUAUCAGUAUAUUUUUGCUGCGGAAGAUGCUAAAUUACUAGUUAAUUACACCGAGUUGGUUACAUAGUAAUAACUAAAAUAGCAUGAUAAACUGUGACGAUAAAUUUCAAAUGUUUAUGGAGUGGUGAUUUGAAUAUUGCUUUGUCAAUCUGCUAUAUCAAUGUCCAUGUUCAGAAUUUUUGUCAGACCAGAUGUAUAUAUAUAUAUAUAUAACAGACCUGUUCACUCUUAUCAGUAGUACAAUUAAUGAUCAA